Molecule: messenger RNA, 570 nt
Organism: Microthlaspi erraticum
Lineage: Eukaryota; Viridiplantae; Streptophyta; Magnoliopsida; Brassicales; Brassicaceae
Source: the annotation of a GenBank genome assembly
AUGACGAGUAUCAUCAGAAGAAGGCCGUUACACUUGACGGCGGCCGUUCUGUUUCGGCUUGUUCCGUUAUCUCCCUUCUCAGGAAGUUCUGGUUCCGUCAACUCGGAUGCGACUCGUUACCCUGAGUUAACUCGAGUGCCGAGUUUAGUCGAGGGAUGCGAUUACAAGCACUGGCUCGUGCUCAUGAAGGCUCCCAAUGGAUACCCAAAUCGAAACGACAUCGUCCGAAGCUUUGUCAAAACCUUAGCCAUGGCUCUAGGGAGCGAAGAAGAAGCUAAGAAAUCCAUGUACUCUGUUUCGACAAAGUACUAUUAUGCAUUUGGCUGCAGAAUUCAUGAGCCUUUGACUUAUAAGAUAAGAUCUCUUCCUGAUGUUAAAUGGGUUUUACCAGAUUCAUUUACAGUGGAUGGUGAAAGUGGAUAUGGAGGAGAGCCGUUCGUAGAUGGGGAGGUUGUGCCAUAUGAUGAGAAGUACCAUGCGGAUUGGCUACGAGAUCAAACUAAUGAGGAUGGUGAAACCAGAGUAGUCACAAAGAAGCCUAGGAGGAAAAGGAACAAGAAGUCUAUAUAG